Lactuca sativa (garden lettuce) is the source of this 9119-nucleotide messenger RNA. Lineage: Eukaryota; Viridiplantae; Streptophyta; Magnoliopsida; Asterales; Asteraceae. The record is from RefSeq and is a predicted model, not a curated record.
AAUAAGAAACGAUAGUUGCGUUGGGAGCAAGGCAAACUUGUGAAAUUGCGGAUCAAAAUCACACCGUGCGUGUGGUAUAAAUAUCCAACCAUCGCUCAUACAAAAGUUAUACAUUCCGAUCUCGCCAACGCCCACUGCUCAUCCGAAUACGGGUUUUAUCUAGCGUGGUAUAUAUCGUUGAAUGGGGGAUCAAGACGUUGUUACAUCUGUUUGUCGAUUUACAAGGUUUAUUGAAUUUGAUACGUGUUCAUUUACCGCGUAAUACCUAAAGGCUUUUCCAAUUUUGCUUUCUUCUGGUAAUACAGUACUUGUUUAAAUAUGUUUUUUGUGGAUAUAGAGUUUAUCGAUCUGGAAAGUCGUAUAUUUACCGUACUACGUGGGUUUGUUAUACUCAAUUGACUGAUUCGAUUUGACUUUGGUGAUUGUAGGGUUUGUGGAAUUGGAAGUGGUUGAUUUGAGAUGGCACAUUUAGGUGGUGGUGCUGAGGCACAUGCCCGAUUUAAACAGUAUGAAUACAGAGCCAACUCGAGCCUUGUGUUGACAUCGGAUUCUCGGUCUCCACAAGAUACGCAUGAGCCAACUGGCGAGCCUGAGUCUUUGUAUGGGAAGAUAGACCCCAAGAGUUUUGGUGACCGUGCUUAUAGAGGGAGACCAGCAGAGUUGGAUGAGAAAAUCACCAAGUCCAAGAAGAAGAAGGAACGUGAACCAUCAUCACUUGCUUCUGCUGAAGCUGGGAAUAACAGACAGAGCAAGAGGCGCCGUCUUCAAGAAGAGAGUGUCCUUACAUCAACAGAGGAAGGGGUUUAUCAGCCAAAGACGAAAGAAACUCGAGCUGCAUAUGAGGCAAUGCUUAGUGUCAUACAGACACAAUUGGGUGGUCAGCCUUUGAAUAUUGUAAGUGGUGCUGCAGACGAGAUCUUGGCUGUGCUCAAGAAUGAUACUUUGAAGAACCCGGACAAGAAGAAGGAUAUUGAGAAAUUGCUAAACUCUAUACCAAACCAGGUGUUUGAUCAGUUAGUCUCUAUUGGGAGGCUUAUAACAGAUUUUCAAGAUGCAGGUGGUGAUGCUGCUGGGUCUAAUGCUGCAAAUGGUGAAGAUGCUCUGGAUGAUGAUGUUGGUGUAGCUGUUGAAUUCGAAGAGAAUGAAGAGGAUGAUGAAAAGAGUAAUCUUGAUAUUGUACAGGAAGAUGACGAGGAGGAAGAAGAUGAUGUUUUGGACAGAGAUGGAAACAAUGCUAUGCAAAUGGGUGGGGGUAUGGAUGAUGAAGACUCACAAGAAGCUAAUGAGGGUAUGACGCUUAAUGUACAGGACAUUGAUGCUUAUUGGCUUCAGAGGAAGAUCUCCCAGGCUUAUGAGCAGCAGAUUGAUCCACAGCAAAGCCAGAAGCUUGCUGAAGAGGUACUGAUGAUUCUUGAAGAAGGUGAUGACCGUGAAGUCGAAACGAAGCUAUUGGUGCAUCUUCAGUUUGAUAAGUUCAGUCUGAUAAAGUACCUUUUGAGGAACAGACUGAAGAUUGUGUGGUGUACCCGUCUUGCAAGGGCUGAAGAUCAAGAUCAAAGGAAGCAAAUUGAAGAACAAAUGAUGGGACUGGGGCCUGAUUUGGCUGCAGUAUUGGAACAACUGCAUGCCACAAGGGCAACAGCAAAAGAGAGGCAGAAGAACUUGGAGAAAAGCAUAAGAGAAGAAGCAAGGCGGUUGAAGGAUGAGAGUGGUGGUGGAAAUGGGGAUCGUGGUCGAAGGGAUGUUGUUGAUAGGGAUGCUGAAAACGGUUGGUUAAAUGGUCAAAGACAGUUGCUUGAUCUUGAGAGCAUCGCGUUUCAGCAAGGUGGUCUUUUGAUGGCAAAUAAGAAGUGUGAGCUUCCUUUAGGCUCUUACAGAAAUCACAGCAAGGGAUAUGAAGAGGUUCAUGUGCCAGCAUUGAAGCCCAAACCUUUUGCUCCUGAUGAGAAGCUUGUAGAGAUAUCAACCAUGCCAAGCUGGGCACAACCAGCUUUUGAGGGGAUGACUCAGUUAAAUAGGGUUCAGAGUAAAGUUUAUGAGACAGCCCUAUUUAAAGCAGACAAUCUUUUACUCUGUGCCCCCACUGGAGCAGGGAAAACCAAUGUUGCUAUGCUCACGAUUCUGCAGCAGAUAGGUUUACAUAUGAAUGAGGAUGGUACGUUCAACCGCAGUGACUACAAGAUUGUCUAUGUGGCACCAAUGAAAGCCCUUGUUGCUGAAAUCGUUGGUAAUCUGUCUAAUCGUUUGGAGCCCCACUAUGGCAUCAUUGUGAAGGAGUUGAGUGGAGAUCAGUCUUUGACCCGUCAACAGAUUGAGGAAACACAAAUCAUUGUCACCACUCCAGAGAAGUGGGAUAUUAUAACAAGAAAAUCAGGAGACCGCACUUAUACUAAGCUUUUGAAGCUUCUAAUUAUUGAUGAAAUUCAUCUUCUCCAUGAUAAUAGAGGACCUGUUCUGGAGAGUAUUGUGGCAAGAACUCUUAGACAAAUUGAGACCACAAAGGAACAUAUUCGGUUGGUUGGGUUAUCUGCCACAAUUCCCAAUUAUGAUGAUGUUGCGUUAUUUAUGCGGGUUGAGUUGGAGAAAGGCCUGUUUCAUUUUGACAAUAGUUACAGACCUUGCCCACUUGCUCAGCAGUAUAUUGGAAUUACGGUAAAGAAGCCAUUGCAGAGAUUUCAAGUGAUGAAUGAUAUUUGUUAUGAAAAGGUGAUUGGAGUGGCUGGAAAGCAUCAGGUGCUUAUCUUUGUUCAUUCAAGGAAAGAAACAACAAAGACUGCGCGUGCAAUUAGAGACGCUGCUCUUGCUGAUGACACCCUGGGGAUCUUUUUGAAAGAGGAUAGUGCAGCUCGUGAGAUUCUGCGUGAUCAUACUGAGCUGGUGAAAAGCAAUGAUCUUAAGGAUUUGUUACCUUAUGGUCUUGCAAUUCAUAAUGCAGGAAUGGCCAGGGCUGACCGUGAUCUUGUUGAGGUAUUAUUUGCUGAUGGACACAUUCAAGUACUUGUUUCAACAGCUACUCUUGCAUGGGGUGUGAACUUGCCUGCCCACACUGUGAUUAUCAAAGGAACCCAGAUUUAUAAUCCAGAAAAAGGAGCCUGGACAGAGCUUAGUCCUCUAGAUGUCAUGCAGAUGUUGGGUCGUGCAGGGAGACCACAGUUUGAUACUUAUGGUGAAGGUAUUGUUAUUACUGGACACAGUGAGAUGCAAUACUAUCUUUCACUGAUGAAUCAACAGCUUCCUAUUGAAAGUCAGUUUGUAGCCAAGUUGGCUGAUCAGUUGAAUGCAGAAAUAGUCCUUGGAACCGUGCAGAAUGCAAAAGAAGCCCUCAAUUGGCUUCGUUAUACUUAUUUAUACGUUCGUAUGAUGCACAACCCUACACUCUAUGGUUUAUCAGCGGAUGCUCUGACAAGAGAUCCUUCACUUCUGGAUUGGAGAUCUGAUCUGGUUCAUUCUGCUGCCACAAUACUGGAUAAAAACAAUCUGGUGAAGUAUGAUAGAAAAAGUGGGUAUUUUCAGGUUACUGAUUUGGGUCGAAUUGCAAGUUAUUACUACAUAACUCAUGGAACUAUUGCUACUUACAAUGAGCAUUUGAAGCCUACCAUGACCGACAUUGAGCUUUGUAGAUUGUUUUCACUGAGCGAGGAGUUCAAAUACAUAACAGCAAGACAGGAUGAGAAGAUGGAGCUUGCAAUGCUUUUGGACCGUGUUCCUAAUCCCAUCAAGGAAAGUUUGGAAGAGCCCAGUGCAAAGAUCAAUGUCCUACUCCAGGCAUAUAUUUCUCAGUUAAAGCUUGAAGGACUUUCUUUGACAUCUGACAUGGUGUUCAUAACUCAGAGCGCAGGACGUCUUAUGCGGGCUCUUUUUGAGAUUGUAGUGAAAAGAGGGUGGGCCCGGUUAGCCGAGAAAGCCUUGAACUUGUGCAAAAUGAUAAACAAGAGGAUCUGGAGCGUACAAACCCCUUUACGCCAAUUUCACGGGAUUAAAAAUGACAUAUUGAUGAAACUGGAGAAGAAGGAUUUGGCAUGGGAAAGGUAUUAUGAUCUGUCAUCACAGGAGCUGGGAGAGCUUGUUCGAGCCCCCAAAUUGGGGAAAAAUCUUCACAAGUGCAUUCACCAAUUCCCAAAACUUAAUCUUGCAGCACAUGUUCAACCAAUCACCCGCACCAUCUUGAGGGUGGAACUCACUAUCACUCCUGAUUUUCAAUGGGAAGACAGGAUUCAUGGGUAUGUGGAACCAUUUUGGGUGAUUGUAGAAGAUAAUGAUGGGGAAUACAUACUCCAUAACGAGUAUUUCUUGUUGAAGAAACAGUAUAUUGACGAGGACCACACUUUGAGUUUCACAGUCCCGAUUUAUGAACCUUUGCCACCUCAGUACUUCAUUAAGGUUGUCUCAGACAGAUGGCUUGGAUCCCUGUCUGUUUUGCCUGUUACUUUCCGCCACCUAAUCUUACCAGAAAAGUAUCCUCCACCAACAGAGCUGCUGGACUUGCAGCCACUCCCUGUGACUGCUUUGAGAAAUCCUUUAUACGAAGCCCUUUAUCAAGAAUUCAAACACUUAAACCCUGUCCAAACUCAAGUCUUCACAGUUCUAUACAACACUGAUGACAAUGUGUUGGUUGCUGCACCAACUGGCAGUGGGAAGACCAUUUGUGCAGAGUUUGCAGUUUUAAGGAACCAUCAGAAAGUUUCAGAGGGAGUGAUGCGUGCUGUUUACAUUGCUCCUGUUGAAGCACUUGCCAAGGAGCGAUAUAAUGAAUGGAAAAAGAAAUUUGGAGAUGGUCUUGGGCUGAGGGUGUGUGAGUUGACAGGGGAAACAGCCACAGAUUUGAAGCUUCUUGAAAAAGGGCAGGUGAUAAUCAGCACUCCGGAUAGAUGGGAUGCUUUGUCUCGUAGAUGGAAGCAGCGAAAGCAUAUUCAGCAGGUAAGUCUUUUUAUUGUUGAUGAGUUGCAUUUGAUUGGGGGUCAAGGUGGGCCAGUGUUGGAGGUGAUAGUCUCUAGGAUGAGAUACAUUGCUAGUCAAGGUCAUAACAUUCGAAUAGUGGCACUAUCCACUUCACUUGCAAAUGCCAAAGAUUUAGGUGAAUGGAUUGGGGCCACAUCACAUGGUCUUUUCAAUUUCCCACCAGGUGUUAGGCCUGUACCUUUGGAAAUCCAUAUUCAGGGGAUAGACAUAGCCAACUUUGAAGCCAGAAUGCAAGCCAUGAGCAAACCUACUUACACUGCUAUUGUCCAACAUGCCAAGAAUGGAAAACCAGCCAUUGUCUUUGUUCCAACAAGGAAGCAUGCAAGGUUAACUGCUGUGGAUCUGAUGACAUAUUCGAGUGCUGAAAGUACAUACGAGAAUGGAGAGAAGCCUUUGUUCUUACUUCAAUCUGAAAAUGAGAUAAGCCCGUUUAUUGAGCGGAUUAAAGAACCCAUGUUGAAGGAAACUCUGGUCUAUGGUGUGGGAUAUCUGCAUGAGGGUCUAACCACAACUGACCAAGAUAUAGUCAGGACACUGUUUGAAACUGGUUGUAUUCAGGUAUGUGUGAUGAGUGGUACAAUGUGUUGGGGGGUUUCUCUUCGUGCACAUUUGGUGGUGGUUAUGGGAACGCAGUACUAUGAUGGCCGAGAAAACGCACACACCGAUUAUCCGGUUACUGAUCUUCUUCAGAUGAUGGGCCUUGCAAGUCGGCCUCUUGUGGACAAUUCUGGUAAAUGUGUCGUCUUUUGCCAUGCACCACGUAAGGAGUACUACAAAAAGUUCUUAUUCGAAGCAUUCCCAGUUGAAAGCCAUCUGCAUCACCACCUACAUGAUAAUCUGAAUGCUGAGGUGGUUGUUGAAGUGAUUGCCAACAAGCAAGAUCCUGUUGAUUAUCUGACCUGGACAUUCAUAUACAGGAGGCUUACACAGAACCCGAAUUACUACAAUCUUCAAGGUGUGAGUCAAAGGCAUCUCUCGGAUCACCUGUCUGAACUUGUGGAGAACACUUUAAGCGACCUGGAAGCGAGUAAUUGUGUUACAAUCAAUGGUGAUUUUUAUCUUUCCCCUAACAAUCUGGGUAUUAUUGCUUCUUAUUAUUACAUCAGUUACACUACAAUAGAACGAUUCAGCUCUUCGUUGACCCCAAAGACAAAGCUGAAGGGCCUUUUAGAGAUUUUGGCUUCUGCUUCAGAGUUUGAACAACUUCCGGUACGCCCUGGAGAAGAGGAUUUGAUACGUAGGUUGAUCCAUCAUCAAAGAUUUUCAUUUGAGAACCCUAGAUACACGGAUCCUCAUGUGAAGGUAAACACACUGCUUCAAGCUCACUUUUCCAGGCAGAUGCAGAUGGUGGGAGGAAACCUAGGUUCUGACCAGCAAGAAGUGGUGCUAUCUGCAAGUAGGUUGCUUCAGGCCAUGGUUGAUGUUAUUUCAAGCAACGGGUGGCUUAGCUUGGCUCUUCUGACCAUGGAAGUGAGCCAGAUGGUGACACAAGGCAUGUGGGAGAGAGACUCUGUUCUGUUACAGCUGCCUCAUUUUACAAAAGAUGUAGCCAAGAGAUGCCAGGAAAACCCUGGAAGGAGUAUCGAGACUGUGUUUGACUUGGUGGAAAUGGAGGACGAUGAGAGAAGGGAGCUGUUACAGAUGUCAGAUCCUCAGCUCAUGGAUAUCGCAAAGUUUUGCAACCGGUUCCCUAAUAUCGAUUUGUCGUACGAUGUGGUGGAUGGUGACAACAUUAGGGCUGGAGAGGAGUUUACGAUGGUGGUGACACUGGAAAGGGAUUUGGAGGGUAGGACAGAGGUGGGACCGGUGGAUGCCCCGAGGUAUCUGAAAGGGAAAGAGGAAGGGUGGUGGUUGGUGGUUGGUGACACAAAGAGCAACCAGUUGCUUGCAAUCAAGAGGGUUUCGUUGCAGAGGAAGGCCAAGGUGAAGCUUGAUAACAUAACUGCUCCUAGCGACGCAGUUGGGAAGAAGAGCUUUACUCUGUAUUUCAUGUGUGACUCUUACAUGGGAUGUGACCAGGAGUAUAGCUUUUCUAUUGAUGUCAAAGCAGGAAGAGGCUCAGAUGAUUGACAGUGGAAGAGAAUGAUAUGAUAUGACAUGAUUUUGAUUUGGUUGUCUGGUGUCCUCUGUUUUGUUAGAAGUCUGGUGAAAUAAUAUUGAGGGGGUGGUUGGGAUUUUGCUUAUUUAAAACAACUUAAUGCUUUUUUGUAAAACUGCUUAGUUGUUUAUCUGGUGUCAGAAAGUAGUUUUUUAAAAAGGUUUGGCAAUACGUUGAAAAUGUAUUUUUUUUAUUGUUAGGUAAAUUCUGAUUAUACGUCUAUGCAACUAACAAAAACAUGUUUUAAUAUAUAUAUAUAUAUAUAUAUAUAUAUAUAUAUAUAUAUAUAUAUAUAUAUAUAUAUAUAUAUAUAUAUAUAUAUAUAUAUAUAUAUAUAUGAACACAUAAAAGAAACUGCAAUAAGGCAAUAAGCAAAAUCCCAAACACACCCUGAAUCAGCAACAGGUAUUUUCUCCCUUAUUUUGGUGGGGGGUGAUAAUGAUAUCAUAAUGUAGUAUCUGGAUAAGCAUAACGUUUGAUAUACCCUUUAAGUAUUGUUAAAAUUUGUGAAGAUGAUGAUGAUGUUAAAUUGUAAAAAAUGAAAUGAGGAUGACAUGUUUCAGGUGCCUGGAUUACCAGAUGUAGACUUGCAGACCGCCAAAGAAUCACAAUCAGGUUCGUAUAAAAUAAAAAGGCAUUUUGACACCUUAACAGAGUGACGCGUGAGGCAUAUGUUAAUUUUAUUGAUUUUUUUUUACUUUGACUAAAUUAAAAGACUUGAUGAGCCUUUGUGACCUCCGGUUUCAUCUGUUUUCUCUUCACCAUCACACCCUCUUACAGUAUAUGUUUCUGGGUUCAUUUUAUGGAAAGAAGUUUGAGAAGAAAGAGGGGAAGGAAAAUCAUGUUCCCUAGUUUUGUGAAAAGAAAGGGAGAAUGGCUCUUAACUCUCCUCCUAAAAUGGAGGGAUUUGGAGGCUACUGAUAUAAGGCAAUGAUAUUUAUUAUUUACCAAAUUACCCUCUACCUAUUAAUUACAUAAACCUCAAAAGUAGUAUAAUUUAUUCACAUUCAGAAGGUAAAAACUCUGGUUCCUCGUCACUGUUGCUCUCAGCCAACAGCGUGCGUCUUCUUUGUCCCUCCCUGCCAGGUAUGUUGUACAGUACUUGUUGCAGUUUUUUUUUUAAAAAAAAAAACCAAUACUGUAAGAGAGGGGUCUUGGUUUGCACAAAUGAAGAUCGAACUCGAGACCUCUAGCUCUUCAAUCAUGCGCCUUAACCAGUUGCACAAAUGAAGAUGAUAUGCCUUAUCAUAAACAUUUACAUUAUUGCAUUUGAUUUUACAAUGCUAUAUAUAACUAGUAGCCCGGACUCUACUUUAGAGAAGGUGAUGGGCUUUAUUUGCUAAAACUGUCUUUAAUGUUUCCUUUCCUUUAACUUUUGGUCCAUCUGAUUAAAUCAAAGAUUUUUUAGCCUAGAGUAAGCCUAACAACAACAACAACAACAACAACAAAAAAUAAUAAUAAAUAAUUUACAUGACGAGGGAUUGGUUGAUAUGAAGUUUUUGUAUUAGAUAGAUUAGCUUCUGCACUCUGAUUAAAUGAAUGGAUAGGAUAUAUCAUGUUUAUUAAUUAAACCAGUGGCAGCCAAAAAAUGUUUGGCUUCCCUUCCCUAUUUAAAAGGAAAAGGAUAUGAAUCAUGUUUGUUGUCGCUAUAUUUGAUAUAAGGAUAAGGAUAAGGAUGUUGCUUCUGCUGUUUUUAGUGUCAAGAUACAAGAAUUAAGUUGAUUGCUAUUUAAGAGUGUGAAAAAUUUGAUGCUAACUGGUCAGUCACUGCUGUUAUUAUCCCAACCCCAAAUUGAUUGAUUAUUCAGGCAUUUGGUGUCAUUUAUGAUUGACCAACCUUUUUCUUGUUUUUAGGGCCCCAUUUUGCAGGUUGAAGUUGAACAAGGGUUUAUGUUUAUUUAUAAGUGAUUUUAACUUCUAUGUUUAAGCAUUGGUGUAUGUUGGGUCGAGAUACUUUUUUUUUAAUUUUUGUUAGGUUGCUUGGUUAAUACAAACAAGUGGUGAUUGCCAGUGUGUUGCAGCUUUCAUUUAUUAAUUUUUUUAGAACAACAAGACUUGAAUC